CUGGGCUCGGCCGCCUGUCGCUCAUCUUGCCAGUCCGUCAGUCAGGCGAAGACGCGGAGGGGUUCCGGCGGCCUUUGUGCUCCCGGGGCCAUGGCCGCCGCCGCCGCCUCCUCCUCCUCCUCCUUCUCGCCGGGGAAUGUGCUGGGGCUGCCGGAGGGCGAGGCUGCUGCUGCCGCAGAGGAAAACUUGCGGAUAGUGAGGCUGAAGGUGAUAGCUGGAAUUGGCCUGGCCAAGAAGGACCUCCUAGGAACAAGUGAUCCCUAUGUGAAAGUGACAGUAUAUGAUUCAACAAAUGGAAUCCUUACCAGUGUUCAAACAAAAACUGUUAAAAAGACGUUGAAUCCAAAGUGGAAUGAAGAGUUUUAUUUUAGAGUCAAUCCUCAGAAGCACAGAUUCCUCUUUGAAGUGUUCGAUGAAAACCGUUUGACCAGAGAUGACUUUCUUGGCCAAGUAGAUGUCCCUCUCUGUCAACUGCCGACAGAGAAUCCAACUACUGAGAGACCAUAUACAUUUAAGGAUUUUCUUCUUCAUCCGAGGAGCCAUAAAUCCAGAGUGAAGGGGCAUCUCAGGUUAAAAAUGACCUACAUACCUAAAAACAAUGAAUCUGAGGAAGAUGGCACAGAACAGGCAGAAGAGCUAGAGCCUGGCUGGAUUUUAUUGGACCAACCUGAUGCUUCUUGCCAGUUGCGGGAGCCAGAGUCUUCUCUACCUGCAGGCUGGGAAGAGAGGCAGGAUGUCCUUGGCAGGACCUACUUUGUCAACCAUGAAUCGAGAAGGACACAGUGGAAAAGACCAACCGCUCAGGACAACGGACCCGACGCAGAGACUGGCAACAUUCAGCUGGAAGUGCAACAUGCUUUUGCUCGCCGGCAUCAAAUAUCCGAGGAGGCGGAGAAUCUGGACCACAGAGAAUCUCCUGAGAGUUGGGAGAUCAUCACAGAAGAUGAAGCAACUAUGUACAGCAACCAGACUCCCCAAGUCACUGUGCAACACAAUUCUGAGGCAGAGAACAGCCUUACAGAAGAACUGAGCACAGAGCUUACCACCUCUGGGAGUUCCACUGCUGCCCAAGCAGCUUCCUGCACUAGUGAUUUAAGCAGAAGUAGUAACCCUCAGACGUACCAAGCUGAAGAACAACCAGCUCUUCCUGUUUUACUGCCUACUUCAUCUGGACUGCCUCCAGGCUGGGAAGUAAGGAAAGAUGACAAAGGAAGGCCGUAUUAUAUAGACCACAAUUCCCAGACUACCACCUGGAAGAAGCCAGCUGUACAGCAGAUCGGGGUGGAUGUGGGUCAGCAGGCCACAGCUCCGCAUUCUUCCACCAGACAACCGUUGGCAUCAGAUGACUCACCGCAGCAGCCUUCGUUCCAGAAACCCCCAGAAGCUGAUCUAGGACUUCUUCCGAAAGGCUGGGAAGUUCGUAACGCUCCAAAUGGGAGGCCUUUCUUUAUUGACCACAAUACCAAAACCACAACGUGGGAUGACCCCAGAUUGAGAAUUCCUGCUCAAGUGAGAAGAAGGACCUCUUUGGACCCUGCAGACCUUAGCCCUUUACCGCCUGGCUGGGAAGAACGAAUACAUACAGAUGGAAGAACAUUCUACAUAAACCACAAUACCAAGAAAACUCAGUGGGAAGACCCUCGCUUGCAGAAUGUCGCAAUAGCUGGACCAGCUGUGCCUUAUUCCAGAGACUAUAAAAGAAAGUAUGAAUUCUUCAGAAAGAAGUUAAAAAAGCAAGGUGAUAUUCCAAGUAAGUUUGAAAUGAAACUUCACCGUGCCACAAUCUUCGAAGACUCCUACAGAAGAAUUAGUGCUGUAAAGAAGCCGGAGUAUCUCAAAGCGAGGCUAUGGAUUGAAUUUGACGGUGAAAAGGGUUUGGACUAUGGAGGGGUCGCCAGGGAGUGGUUCUUCUUCAUCUCCAAGGAAAUGUUUAACCCAUACUACGGAUUGUUUGAAUAUUCUGCCACGGAUAACUAUACUCUCCAGAUCAAUCCAAACUCCGGCAUGUGCAAUGAAGACCACCUUUCAUACUUCAAGUUCAUCGGCCGUGUGGCAGGGAUGGCCGUCUACCAUGGGAAGCUCUUAGAUGGUUUCUUUAUUCGCCCUUUUUACAAAAUGAUGCUUCAAAAGCCAAUAAUUCUUCAUGAUAUGGAAUCUGUGGACAGUGAAUACUACAGUUCUCUGAGGUGGAUUCUUGAAAACGAUCCCAAGGAACUGGACCUCCGGUUCACAGUUGAUGAAGAACUUUUUGGGCAGACUCAUCAACAUGAAUUGAAACCUGGAGGGUCAGAUGUGGUGGUCACAAAUAAGAACAAGCAAGAGUAUAUUUAUCUUGUAAUACAGUGGAGAUUUGUGAACAGGAUCAGGAAACAAAUGGCUGCCUUCAAAGAGGGUUUUUUCGAACUAAUACCACAAGAUCUCAUCACAAUCUUUGAUGAAAAUGAGUUGGAGUUACUGAUGUGUGGCCUGGGAGAUGUAGAUGUGAAUGACUGGAGGGAACACACAAAGUACAAAAACGGCUACAGUGCAAAUCACAUAGUUAUUCAAUGGUUUUGGAAGGCUGUGCUGCUGAUGGACUCUGAAAAAAGAAUCCGACUCCUUCAAUUUGUGACAGGCACAUCCCGCGUACCUAUGAAUGGAUUUGCUGAACUAUACGGUUCAAAUGGACCACAGUUGUUCACCAUUGAGUACUGGGGCAGCCCUGACAAACUGCCGAGAGCUCAUACUUGUUUUAACCGCUUGGAUUUGCCUCCAUAUGAAUCUUUUGAAGACUUGUGGGACAAGCUUCACUUUGCAAUUGAAAAUGCUCAGGGGUUUGAUGGCGUUGACUGAGCCCCAGGAGAGGAGGGUGACAAUGCUGUACUUCUUUUCUGUGCUGCAAUUUGAGAGUUUACAAGCAAAACAAAUAUUCCAGGGACUCUGUUGCUGCAUUUGAAUGGCAACUUUAUGGUAUCCUCUUUUUUUUUUUUUAAAAAAAGUGUUAAUUUCAGUUACAGCUAAUUGUAUUUUGCAUUUCAAACUCUUGCCUGUUGGAUUAGCGGGUGCGCAUGAACACUGGUGAGGCUGGCAUGAAUGAGCCUUGCAUUACCUCUUACAAGAAUUUGCCGCCUUGGCAAUCUUAACUACUGAAAGCGUAAGCUGUGAAAAGCCGAGUGUGUCUGUCUGUCUUCCGUCCAUCCGUCGGUCCACGUGUGUGCAUUCUCUCUCCAGAGGUGGCCGGACAGCCCACGGAUUCUGCUCUUGGGUUGCGAAGCACUUCUUCAGACUUUCCAAAGCACCUUAACUAUAUCUUUGGGUAACCUUAAAAUCUUUCCACCUGUGCUCUGGCUGCACUUGUGCACAUUGCUGCAGGCGCUGAGCUGGUAGGGCUUGUGCUGGAUGGCAGCUUCCCUGUCCAGCUGUGCUUGCUCUGAGCAGCAAGAAGCAGUGCAGGGAGACUGGCAGCAGCUGCUUCCCUGGGCAUUGCACAGGAGGAAACGUCUUCCCAGUCGAUUAUGCCCAGUUGUUUCCUUUUUUAGUAUUCCCAAUUCUAUUUCUAAACUUUUUAACUUUUGAGAUUAAAAAGUAGCAUGGACUUAAAUGAGAUUAUUUUAAAACCGGUUUGGAUUUAUAUGCUAGUGUAUUUUUGGUAAAUCAUAUUUUGAUAAAUUGUCUAACAAAUAAUAUUUUCAGCUUUGCUUUUUUGAACUCAAGACAGACUUUUUUUUGUUUUUGAAUACUACAGUGUUAAGUCAUAGGAAAAUGCCUUUUCAUAUUCAUUCUUGCAGUAUUGCACCACAAAAAAUAAAUAAAUAUGCAGACAUGUUUACAGGGUUUUGCGGGCCAAAUUCAGCAAUCUGAUCUGUGCAAACGUGAGUGACGCUUCUCAGAAUAACCACCCAGGGCAGAAUUUGGCCCUGAAAUUAGUUUAGAUGUUACAGGACUCCGCUUCCAUCCCUAUUCCAACUGCAUUUUUAUAUUUUGUCAACGUUUAGUCUAGAAACCAAAUAAAAAUACAGUAUAACCAAAGUUAUAGUAUAUAAUGUGCAAUUCAGCAUGAAACAUUUUGUACAUUUGUUCAAUAAGAAAUAAGGAUAUUUUAGUAUGAGCGUCAGGGCUGGUAUUUUGGUCAAUGCUGGUUUAAAAUCAUGUUUUGAGAAGUGGAAGUUUACAAAACAGUCUUUGGUUUGGGUUGACUCUUGAAGUCUUUUGUUAUGCACGUAUCUGGAGCAGUUCCCCAAGUGCCACAACCCUGACCCAGUUGGAAGGGGCUCAUGCCUGACCUGUUGGAGAGGUCAAUGGGCUGCCGCAACACUUGGUGAACUGCACCAAAGACCUGGAGAAAAGGCAGGUCCACCCCUGUGGCCAGUUGCCAUCUCACAUGCACAUUGUCGAAGACCUGCAACUCGCCCUAACAAAUGGGCCUUAAGGGGUCUUUCAAAUCCUUUUUGGACGGGGUCUAAUGCAUUCAAGAGUAUUACAAGUAAAUAAAAAUGACUAUUCAAUCUACAUACUUUUUUGGGGGGUUGUGUGUGUAAAAUUUGGAAUAAUCUGUCUGUAUAAAUUUGAAUGUAACAGAGUACUUUAGUCUAACAAAUGAACAGCCUGAAGAGAACCUGAAACGGUAAAUAAAAUCUAUUCUGAUAA
Messenger RNA from Podarcis muralis (Common wall lizard), 4626 nucleotides. RefSeq names its product NEDD4 E3 ubiquitin protein ligase (gene NEDD4). NCBI's taxonomy places the organism in Eukaryota, Metazoa, Chordata, Lepidosauria, Squamata, Lacertidae. Gene Ontology annotation, cellular component: cytoplasm; dendritic spine. Gene Ontology annotation, biological process: protein ubiquitination; regulation of dendrite morphogenesis; ubiquitin-dependent protein catabolic process. The record is from RefSeq and is a predicted model, not a curated record. Gene Ontology annotation, molecular function: sodium channel inhibitor activity; protein binding; ubiquitin protein ligase activity.